This is a messenger RNA of Dovyalis caffra, 231 nucleotides long. Lineage: Eukaryota; Viridiplantae; Streptophyta; Magnoliopsida; Malpighiales; Salicaceae. The record is from the annotation of a GenBank genome assembly.
AUGCUCCCACGGUCCGCUUACCGAGGUGCGGAGCGGGAGUACCCGGGGCCAGAGCAAGUUGAGUUGGGGUAUAGAGCCGUAAGCGCGAUGGGGGGUUUCAGAGGACGUGCUCGAGCAUUACGAUCUGCAGCUCAAAUGGUCUCUUAUGAAGUCUCUAUUGGUCUUAUUCUUAUUGUGCGCCUUGUGAGCGCGUUUGGAUCCGCGAAGGCAAUCGCUCGGAUGUUCCCCUAA